Molecule: messenger RNA, 6942 nt
Organism: Rhinopithecus roxellana (golden snub-nosed monkey)
Lineage: Eukaryota; Metazoa; Chordata; Mammalia; Primates; Cercopithecidae
Gene: NLRC5
Product: NLR family CARD domain containing 5
Exons: 49
Coding region: 278-5884 (1868 amino acids)
Molecular function (GO): protein binding
Source: RefSeq, a predicted model, not a curated record
GGGUGGGUGGCCGAUGGAUGGCCGGGUGAGCGGACUGGGCGCCUGUAGCCGGGCAGCGCGCGCAGCCUGCGGCCCCGGGAGUUUGGAGGAAGAACUGCUGGCCCGCAGAGGAUUGCAGAUGAGGGUCGCCUGGAUGGGGGGACACGGGGUCUGCACUAUGGAAACAACCUGUCAAUCCAACUCAAGGCACAAGGACAUAGCCCAGACACCCAUGAGACCCUCUCUUUGGGGACCCUAGAGCACCUAUCAUGAACGAGGACACCAAGGCCGGCUCCUCAUGGACCCUGUUGACUUCCAACUCGGUAACAAGAACCUGUGGAGCUGUCUUGUGAGGCUGCUCAGCAAAGACCCAGAAUGGCUGAACGCCAAGAUGAAGUUCUUCCUCCCCAACACAGACCUGGAUUCCAGGAACGAGACCUUGGACCCUGAACAGAGAGUCAUCCUACAACUCAACAAGCUGCAUGUCCAGGGUUCGGCCACCUGGCAGUCUUUCAUUCAUUGUGUGUGCAUGCAGCUGGAGGUGCCUCUGGAACUGGAGGUGCUGCUGCUGAGUACUUUUGGCUGUGAUGAUGGGUUCACCAGCCAGCUGGGAGGUGAGGGGAAAAGCCUACCUGAAUCUCAGCUCCACCAAGGCCUGAAGCGCCCACAUCAGAGCUGUGGGUCCUCACCCCGCCGGAAGCAGUGCAGGAAGCAGCAGUUAGAGUUGGCCAAGAAGUACCUGCAGCUCCUGCGGACCUCUGCCCAGCAGCGCUAUGGAAGCCGAAUCCCUGGGUCAGGGCAGCCCCACGCCUUCCACCAGGUCUAUGUACCUCCAAUCCUGCGCCGGGCCACAGCGUCCUUAGACACUCAGGAGGGGGCCAUUAUGGGGGACCUCAAAGUGGAAGAUGGCACUGACGUGAGCAUCUCAGACCUCUUCAACACCAGGGUUAACAAGGGCCCAAGGGUAACUGUGCUUUUGGGGAAGUCUGGCAUGGGCAAGACCACGCUGGCCCACCGGCUCUGCCAGAAGUGGGCAGAGGGCCAUCUGGACUAUUUCCAGGCCCUGUUCCUUUUUGAAUUCCGCCAGCUCAACCUGAUCACAAGGUUCCUGACGCCGUCCCAGCUCCUUUUUGAUCUGUACCUAAGCCCUGAGUUGGACCCUGAUGCUGUCUUCCAGUACCUGGAGAAGAACGCUGACCAAGUCCUGCUGAUCUUUGAUGGGCUAGAUGAGGCUCUCCAGCCUACGGGUCCUGAUGGCCCAGGCUCAGUCCUUACCCUUUUCUCCCGUCUCUGCCAUGGGACCCUCCUGCCCGGCUGCCGAGUGAUGGCCACCUCCCGUCCAGGGAAGCUGCCCGCCUGCCUGCCUGCAGAGGCAGCCAUGGUCUACAUGCUGGGCUUUGAUGGGCCACGGGUGGAAGAAUAUGUGAAUCACUUCUUCAGCACCCAGCCAUCACGGGAGGGGGCCCUGGCGGAGUUACAGACAAAUGGGCGUCUCCGAAGCCUGUGUGCUGUGCCUGCGCUGUGCCAAGUUGCCUGUCUCUGCCUCCACCAUCUGCUUCCUGACCAUGCCCCAGGCCGGUCUGUGGCCCUCCUGCCCACCAUGACUCAGCUGUAUAUGCAGAUGGUGCUCGCCCUCAGCCCCCGUGGGCACUUGCCCACCACAUCCCUGCUGGACCUGGGGGAGUUGGCCCUGAGGGGCCUGGAGACAGGGAAGGUUAUCUUCUAUGCAAAAGAUAUUGCUCCACCCUUGAUAGCCUUUGGGGCCACUCACAGCCUGCUGACCUCCUUCUGCGUCCGCACAGGCCCUGGGCACCAGCAGACAGGCUAUGCUUUCACCCACGUCAGCCUGCAGGAGUUUCUUGCUGCCCUGCACCUGAUGGCCAGCCCCAAGGUGGACAAAGACACACUUACCCAGCAUGUUACCCUCCAUUCCCGCUGGGUACAGAGGACCAAAGCUAGGCUGAACCUCUCAGACCACCUCCCCACCUUCCUGGCAGGCCUGGCAUCCUGCACCUGCCGCCCCUUUCUUAGUCACCUGGCGCAGGGCAAUGAGGACUGCAUCAACACCAAGCAGGCUGCCGUAGUGCAGGUGUUGAAGAAGUUGGCCACCCGCAAGCUCACAGGGCCAAAGGUUUUAGAGCUGUGUCACUGUGUGAAUGAGACACAGGAGCCUGAGCUGGCCAGUCUCACUGCACAAAGCCUUCCCUAUCAACUACCCUUCCACAAUUUCCCACUGACCUGCACCGACCUGGCCACCCUGACCAACAUCCUAGAGCACAGGGAGGCCCCCAUCCACCUGGAUUUUGAUGGCUGUCCCCUGGAGCCCCACUGCCCUGAGGCUCUGGUAGGCUGUGGGCAGAUAGAGAAUCUCAGUUUUAAGAGCAGGAAGUGUGGGGAUGCCUUUGCAGAAGCCCUCUCCAGGAGCUUGCCGACAAUGGGGAGGCUGCAGAUGCUGGGGUUAGCAGGAAGUAAGAUCACUGCCCGAGGCAUCAGCCACCUGGUGAAAGCUUUGCCUCUCUGUCCACAGCUGGAAGAAGUCAGUUUUCGGGACAACCAGCUCAGUGACCAGGUGGUGCUGAACAUCGUGGAGGUUCUCCCUCACCUACCACGGCUCCGGAAGCUUGACCUGAGCGGCAACAGCAUCUGCGUGUCAACCCUACUCUGCUUGGCAAGGGUGGCAGUCACGUGUCCUACCAUCAGGAUGCUUCAGGCCAGGAAGGCGGAUCUCAUCUUCCUUCUUUCCCCACCCACAGAGACAACUGCAGAGCUACAAAGAGCUCCAGACCUGCAGAAAAGCGAUGGCCAGAGGAAAGGGGCUCAGAGCAGAAGCCUGACACUCAGGCUGCAGAAAUGUCAGCUCCAGGUCCACGAUGCAGAGACCCUCAUAGCCCUGCUCCAGGAAGGCCGUCACCUGGAGGAAGUGGACCUCUCAGGGAACCAGCUGGAAGACGAAGGCUGUCGGCUGAUGGCAGAGGCUGCAUCCCAGCUGCACAUCGCCAGGAAGCUGGACCUCAGCGACAACGGGCUUUCUCUGGCCGGGGUACAUUGUGUGCUGAGGGCUGUGAGUGCAUGCUGGACCCUGGCAGAACUGCGUAUCAGCCUGCAGCACAAAACUGUGGUCUUCAUGUUUGCCCAGGAGCCACAGGAACAGGAGGGGCCCCAAGAGAGGGCUGCAUUUCUUGACAGCCUCACGCUCCAGAUGCACUCUGAGCUGCCUCUGAGCUCCCGAAGGAUGAGGCUGACACAUUGUGGCCUCCAAGCAAAGCACCUAGAGCAGCUCUGCAAGGCUCUGGGAGGAAGCUGCCACCUCGGUCACCUCCACCUCGACUUCUCAGGCAAUGCUCUGGGGGAUGAAGGUGCAACCCGGCUGGCUCAGUUGCUCCCAGGACUGGGAGCUCUGCAGUCCUUGAACCUCAGUGAGAACGGUUUGUCCCUGGAUGCUGUGUUGGGUUUAGCUCGGUGCUUCUCCACUCUGCAGUGGCUCUUCCACUUAGACAUCAGCUUUGAGAGCCAACAUAUCCUCCUGAGAGGGGACAAGACAGGCAGGGAUAUAUGGGCCACUGGAUCUUCGCCAGACUUCCCAGCUGGAGCCGAGUUCUUGGGGUUCCGUCGGCGCUGCAUCCCCAGGAGCCUCCGCCUCAGUGAGUGUCCUCUGGAGCCCCCAAGCCUCUCCCACCUCUGUGCCACUCUGAAGGAGUGCCCAGGACCCCUGGAACUCCAAUUGUCCUGCGAGUUCCUGAGUGACCAGAGCCUGAAGACUCUGCUGGACUGCCUCCCUCGACUCCCUCAGCUGAGCCUGCUGCAGCUGAGCCAGACGGGACUGUCCCCGAAAAGCCCCUUCCUGCUGGCCAACACCUUAAGCCUGUGCCCACGGGUUAAAAAGGUGGAUCUCAGGUCUCUGCACCAUGCAACCCUGCACUUCAGAUCCAAUGAGGAGCAGGAAGGCGUGUGCUGUGGCAGGUUCACGGGCUGCAGCCUCAGCCAGGAGCAUGUGGAGUCACUAUGCAGGUUGCUGAGCAAGUGUAAAGACCUCAGCCAGGUGGACCUCUCAGCAAACCUGCUGGGUGACAGCGGGCUCAGAUGCCUUCUGGAAUGUCUGCCGCAGGUGCCCAUCUCUGGUUUGCUUGAUCUGAGUCACAACAGCAUUUCUCAGGAAAGUGCCCUGUACCUGGUGGAGACCCUGCCUUCCUGCCCACGUGUCCGGGAGGCUUCAGUGAACCUGGGCUCAGAACAGAGCUUCCGGAUUCACUUCUCCAAAGAGGACCAGGCCAGGAAGACACUCAGGCUGAGUGAGUGCAGCUUCCGGCCAGAGCAUGUGUCCAGGCUGGCCACCGGCCUGAGCCAGUCCCUGCAGCUGACAGAGCUCACGCUGACCCAGUGCUGCCUGGACCAGGAGCAGCUGGCCAUCCUCCUGAGCUUGGUGGGACGACCCGCAGGGCUGUUCAUCCUCAGGGUGCAGGAGCAGUGGACGGACAGAGCUGGCAUCCUCUCCCUAUUAGAAGUCUGCGCCCAGGCCUCAGGUAGUGUCACUGAAAUCAGCAUCUCUAAGACCCAGCAGCAGCUCUGUGUCCAGCUGGAAUUUCCUCGCCGGGAAGAGAAUCCAGAAGCUGUGGCACUCAGGUUGGCUCACUGUGACCUUGGGACCCACCACAGCCUUCUUGUGGGGCAGCUGAUGGAGACGUGUGCCAGGCUGCAGCAGCUCAGCUUGUCUCAGGUUAACCUCUGUGAGGACAAUGAUGCCAGUUCCCUGCUGCUGCAGAACCUCCUGCUGUCCCUCUCUGAGCUGAAGACAUUUCGGCUGACCUCCAGCUGUGUGAACACCAGGGGCCUCGCCCACCUGGCAUCUGGUCUGGGCCACUGCCACCACUUGGAGGAGCUGGACUUGUCUAACAAUCAAUUUGAUGAAGAGGGCACCAAGGCGCUGAUGAGGGCCCUUGAGGGGAAAUGGAUGCUAAAGAGGCUGGACCUCGGUCACCUUCUGCUGAACAGCUCUGCCUUCACCUUGCUUACUCACGGACUAAGCCACAUGACCCGCCUGCAGAGCCUCAGACUGAACAGGAACAGUAUCGGUGAUGUUGGUUGCUGCCACCUUUCUGAGGCUCUCAGGGCUGCCACCAGCCUGGAGGAGCUGGACUUGAGCCACAACCAGAUUGGAGACGCCGGUGUCCAGCACUUAGCUACCAUCCUGCCCGGGCUGCCAGAGCUCAGGAAGAUAGACCUCUCAGUGAAUAGCAUCAGCCCAGCCGGGGGAAUGCAGUUGGCGGAGUCUCUUGUUCUUUGCAGGCACCUGCAGGAGCUGAUGCUUGGCUGCAAUGCCCUGGGGGAUCCCACAGCCCUGGGGCUGGCUCGGGAGCUGCCUCAGCACCUGAGAGUCCUGCACCUGCCAUUCAGCCAUCUGGGCCCAGGUGGGGCCCUGAGCCUGACCCAGGCCCUGGAUGGAUCCCCCCAUUUGGAAGAGAUCAGCUUGGCGGAAAACAACCUGGCUGGUGGGGUCCUGCGUUUCUGCAAGGAGCUCCCGCUGCUCAGACAGAUAGACCUGGUUUCCUGUAAGAUUGACAACCAGACCAUCAAGCUCCUCACCUCCAGCUUCACGCGCUGCCCUGCCCUGGAAGUAAUCUUGCUGUCCUGGAAUCUCCUCGGGGAUGAGGCGGCUGCCGAGCUGGCCCAGGUUCUGCCACAGAUGUGCCGGUUGAAGAGAGUGGAGUAUGAGGGGCCAGGGGAGGAACGGGGUGGGCUGAAGGGGGACCUACCUCCAGGGAACACCAAGAGGCCACCAGCCUGGAGAAGAAUCAGAUCACAGCUACUGGGGCCUGGCUCCUGGCUGAAGGACUGGCCCAGGGGUCUAGCAUCCAAGUCAUCCGCCUCUGGAAUAACCCCAUUCCCUGCGACAUGGCCCAGCGUCUGAAGAGCCAGGAGCCCAGGCUGGACUUUGCCUUCUUUGACAACCAGCCCCAGGCCCCUUGGGGUACUUGAUGGCCCCCUCAAGACCUUUGGAAUCCAGCCAAGUGACGUACCCAAGUGAUCCACCCUUCACCUACUGGGAUAAAUGACUCAGGAAAAAAGAGCCUCAGCAGGGUGCUCUGCACUCCACCCAGGAGGAAAGAUAUGUGUGUCCUGCUGCAGUUGUCAGGGAGAACUUUUCUGGGAAUGAGAAGCCGGAUCUGGCCAAAGGAGUAUCCUGCUUUACAUGUAAUAUGUGUGAUCAGUCGGGGACAUGCGGCACACAAUGAGGGUGUCACGAUAAUGCAUGACACAUAAGGUUAUAUGAGGCAGCAUGACCCCUUGACAUGUGGCAUUACAUGAAACUCAGUGUGAUGCAUGUUCAGUGGCAUGCGUCGUGGCAUCCCAAGUGGCAGGAUACAUGAUUGUUGAUCCAUAUAUGACACAUGACAAAUGUCCAUGUCACAGGACUCACGGCUGGCCAGAUGACCUCAGGCUGGCCCAAGAUCUAAUUUAUUAAUUUUUAAAGCAAAUACAUAUUUAUAGACUGCAUGUAUGGAGCAGCUAGGUCAGGAAAAGUCUUCUGCCCGAGCUGGGAGGGGAGAGUGUCCAUGCACUGACCAGUCCAGGAGGCCAAGGGCCAGGACUCUGGGAUAAGCCGGGGACUCAGCCAUGAAGUCCCCUCCUGCGUCAUUCCUCAGCCUACCCAUCUGUAAACUUGAUGACCUCUCCCUUACUUACAUACUAGCUUCCAAGGACGGGUGGAGGUAGGGCCAGCCUGGCCUUGGGAGUGGAGAAGCCCAGUCUGUCCCAUGUAAGGGAAAAAGCCAGGUCUAACACUACUGGGUGGGGGGCACUGCCAAGACAAUAGGCCAGGCUACUGGGUCCAGCUAUUAUUACCUUAGUGGGAUUCAGGUGAGCCUCCAGGCACUCCACAUGUUAGUUACUUCCAAGGAGAACCAAGAAUGGUUCUGUCACACUCGAAGCCAAGUUUGAUCAAUAAACAUGAUGGUCUUCCACCUC